AUGAGUGUAGUGUCCCAAGCACCUCAACAUGCCCAAAGACAGGACGUGGUGACGACCGUUGGCCACGAAAAGGUCCUAGGCGUGGGUCCGACCAUGUUGCCAAGCCGCGACAGCAAGUCGGACCGUCCAAAACGGACAGGGUCAGUAGAGGCGGAGCACCCUGCUGAUCCAGCAACGUCAAGAGAAUAUGCAGGACUCUUGACGAAGAUUGCUCUUAACACACAGACUCUGUGUGUUGCUGCCCCUAGUGAUGAGGAGUCUCAUCAUUUUGAAGAUCGAAGUGACAAGUGGAAUGUCACUUCGCGCCCUAGUUGA
Messenger RNA from Peronospora matthiolae, 315 nucleotides. The record is from the annotation of a GenBank genome assembly. Lineage: Eukaryota; Oomycota; Peronosporomycetes; Peronosporales; Peronosporaceae.